AGUCACUGGCCAAGCAGCACGGUCAACGCUGCAUUCUGCAUGAGAGGGUCAGAGGUGAGGUUUCCUCUGCUCGCUCUGCUGCGUCGGGUAAACUCUCCCAUCCUUCCUCCGUCUGUUCGGUGCUCGUGUCGCUUUCUCCGCGCCAUGGGCCUGAGUUCAACACUGAGAUGCCUUCUGUUUUUCCUCGGGACAUGUGGGAUUUGUUCUGGAUUCCUCCAAGAGAACUGUACCGACUACCAACUCCAGUUUGAGAGGGUUUUCUCUGUACCCGGGGAUGUAGCCAUGCUGCAUAGUACCCUGGUGUCACCGGAUGUCUUCAAUUUCACGAGUACGCCUUACAACAUCACCUGGUACGACUCAAAGACAGGCCAAGAAAUAAACAACCAGGCCGGUCGAAUCCUGGUGCAAGGAGAGACUCUGUGGUUUCUGAGAGUAGAGCUGGAGGACCAUGGUGAAUAUGUGACCAUCCUGAGGACUCCAUCUCAGUGCUACAUGCAGGCCACCAAGCUGGUAGUGGAUGCACCGGUUGUGGGAGACUGUGGGAGGCCAAGGAAAGGCUACCAAACACUUACAAAGGGAGCCACUGACGUGCUGUCCUGUCCUCUGUCGGACCAUAUCAACAAACUGGAAAGCUACAGUAUCAGCUCUUCCGUCCAGUGGUACAGAGGUUGUGAACUCAUAGAGGAUGGGAAAGGAAAGUAUACCUACUGGGAUAUGAUCAAACUAAAGAUUGAUAAUGUGGACUUUCAAAACAACGGCUCCUACACCUGCACCUUGACCUUCACUCUUGGUGGGGUUACAGGAUCCAUGUCAGAGACCAUUGAUGCCUGGGUCAGAGAGGUGUACUCUUUGGUUCCACAAGUGCAUGAACCCGGCAAUCAAUCAAUCAAGGCACAGAUAGGCUCCAAUUACAGCCAGCGGUGCCUGGUGUUUGUGCCUUGUGUUGGGAAACCCAUGGUUGAUAUCAUGUGGUUGGUGAGAAAUGAUUUCGUCAUGACGUCCAACCCCGCUGAUCGCAUCUACGUAUCAGAAUACCGUGAGUGGAGCCAGGAUGUUUCUCCUAAGGGUGUGUGGUUCGAGCGGCUGCUGAUGUUCUCUGAGCUGAGAGAGGAGGAUUUACACGUCAACUACACGUGUCGAGUGUACAGUUACAGAGGCCUUCCUGAGGGAUACUUCACUCUGCUACCAGAAGACCCCAACAUCAUACUACCCAUUGGACUGUUGCUCGGGAGCAUGACGGUUCUCUUCAUCAACAGUGUCAUCAUCUACUACCUUUUCAAGGUUGACAUUGUGCUGUGGUUCAGGGGAGCUUUUCCAGUCCUCUAUCCAAACAAAGAUCUGGAUGGAAAGCAGUUUGAUGCCUAUGUAGCGUAUCCUCAGCCCUGUGCCGACGGAUUCAGCGAGAAAGUGGAGGAGUUUGCUCUUCACACACUGCCUCAAGUGCUGGAAAAAGCCUGUGGCUACAAACUUUUCAUAGCAGGACGUGACUGUCUGCCCGGGGAGGCCAUAGUGGACUCAGUGGAGGAGAACUUACGAGCUAGUCGCAGAGUCCUUCUGCUCUACACCGCCUCCACCUUCAUCAGCAAAAGGCACACCAGCAGCACAAGUAGCAACAAUAACAACAUCUCUAAGAGCAGUGAAAACAACCAAGGCAAAACCACAGACGACAGCAGCAUGAAUUAUGAAAGUGAUAAAGACGUCUAUUCAUACACACGGCAGCCGUUCGAGUGUGUGGCAGCUAUGCACAGAGCUCUCUUGGAGGGAUCUCUGAAGGUGGUUCUGGUGGAGUUGGAGGAGAUCAGCCCAGCUCAGCUCGCUCUCUUCCCAGAGUCGGUGCGCCAGCUGAGAAAGAGACAGGGUGCCGUGUGUUGGUGGAAGAACCUGAGGAAGAGGCAAAGGUCGGGGACGUGUAUCAGGAGGAGAGAGGACGAGGAGAAAGGUGGACAGGACACACAGCUGUCUCCAUCCAUCUCCCCCUCCUCUAGGUUUUGGAAGGAGAUGAGGUAUCAUUUGCCUGUGCGAGGAAAAAGGGUGGUGUUUCCUGAGAAAACGGCCCUGCUGAACUUAUGAGGGAUUAAGAGCUGUUUUCAGAACAAAUCUGAAAGGGAGAAAAUCCCUUCUGAUGCUGUGACUUAACAGCCCAGGUGCUCCAACUGCACACGUUCAACAAAUGUCACCUCAUCAGGUCCUGAGAUGUCUCAAGAAAGACAGCUCUAAAUGAUGUGGAGAUCAUCACUGUCUUUGGGCUAUUACUGAGGUUUUAAAGGUGACAUAUUAAGCUCUUUUUCAUCGAAAUAUAUUGGUCUAAGAGGUCCCCAAAACAUGUCUUUAAAGUUAAUGCUCAAAAAACACUUUGAAAUCAGAUUUUGGUCUGCCUGUAAACCCCUCUUUUUCAGCCCUGCUCAGAACAGGCUGUUUUCUGUGUCUGUGCCUUUAAAUGUGAAUGAGCUCUCUGACCACGCCCCCUCUGGAAGUGGGUGUGGCCUCGGCUCUCCAGCACGUUGAUCUAAUGUUUACAUGUUGGCUGAAUAUACACGGCUGCUCACAGACCUGCGUUACUUCAACCCUCUGAGUCUGAUCCAGAAUCUGAUCCUGAUGGAGAGGCGCCUGCAGCAGGACCUUUCUGAAGGAUUGGUCACAGAUGCUAUGCUAUCUAGCGCUAGCACUUUUCCAUGAAAAAUAAAAAGCAUCCACUAGAUCUUCAAAUCUGCAGACGUGGGGAGUAAAACCGACCUUUGUGUUUAUUAAGACAGCCUACAACUAGCAUGCCAAGUCGAUUUUGCAUGAUAUGUAACCUUUAAGAACUAUUGAUAUUCUCUCACCGGUUGAGAUCGAUGUGGACAAAGAAAGUCUGCUCUGUUUAUACUGUAUAAUAGCUUUUAGCUUACAUGUACAUAUGUAUAAUAAAGACUGUAAAUAUGUAAAUAAAGGUGCCUACAAUAUUGUAAAAAGUCGUGAAACAAACUGGGAGCUUCAUAAUAAAUGUGUUGUGAACAAGAAACUUAAA
This is a messenger RNA of Notolabrus celidotus (New Zealand spotty), 3007 nucleotides long. Its product is annotated as interleukin-1 receptor type 1-like. Gene Ontology annotation, biological process: signal transduction. The record is from RefSeq and is a predicted model, not a curated record. The transcript is spliced from 12 exons. Gene Ontology annotation, molecular function: interleukin-1 receptor activity. NCBI's taxonomy places the organism in Eukaryota, Metazoa, Chordata, Actinopteri, Labriformes, Labridae. Bases 40 to 2070 code for a protein of 676 amino acids.